Molecule: messenger RNA, 1225 nt
Organism: Sphaerulina musiva SO2202
Lineage: Eukaryota; Fungi; Ascomycota; Dothideomycetes; Mycosphaerellales; Mycosphaerellaceae
Product: mitochondrial dicarboxylate carrier
Exons: 3
Coding region: 237-998 (253 amino acids)
Biological process (GO): succinate transmembrane transport; mitochondrial transport; oxaloacetate transport
Cellular component (GO): mitochondrial membrane
Molecular function (GO): thiosulfate transmembrane transporter activity; succinate transmembrane transporter activity; antiporter activity
Source: RefSeq, a predicted model, not a curated record
GCCCAACCCCUUCACCGCGUCUUGCUCGCGAAGCAAUGAUCGCACGGCGAUGGCGACAUCAACACCCAAGAGCCAGGAUGUCCAGCGGCAACCAAUUCGCUACCCGCUGUGGUUUGGAGGCACUGCAAGCUCUUGCGCAGCUGGUGUGACACACCCGUUGGACCUCAUGAAGGUAGAACUGAACUCCGCUCAGCAAUUCGAACGGCCCGACUCACACUCUCAAGGUUAGGCUACAGAUGCAACCACAUGAUGGCACUCGCAAAGGCUUGGUUGGCAUGUUUACACAUGUGGUGAAGAGCGAUGGGAUAUCAGGACUAUACAGAGGGCUGUCUGCGUCGCUCCUACGCCAGAUAACAUACAGCACAGUCCGAUUCGGAGUCUACGAACAACUCAAACAAACCUACGAUGAUGGAUCGAAACCAUCUAUAUCAAAGCUGAUCGCCAUGUCGUCGGCCUCUGGAUUUCUUGGGGGUAUUGCCGGAACACCAGCAGAUAUCCUCAAUGUCCGCAUGCAGAACGAUGCCGCACUCCCACCUGAGCAGAGAAGGAACUACAAACACGCGAUCGACGGUCUUAUUCGAAUGGUGCGCGAAGAGGGUGCUGCAAGUCUGUUCCGUGGCGUGUGGCCCAACAGUGCUCGCGCCGUCCUCAUGACAGCGUCGCAGCUGGCGAGUUACGAUGUCUUCAAGAGCCAGUUGCUGGAGCGUACGAGUCUGAAAGAUGGUCUGACUGUGCACUUUUCGGCGUCAUUGAUGGCCGGGUUCGUGGCUACCACGGUGUGCAGUCCCGUGGAUGUCGUCAAGACGAGAAUCAUGAGCGCACAGACGAAGGAAGGACUGUGGACAUUGGUGAAGCGGAUCACAGCGAAUGAGGGCAUUCUGUGGACCUUCAAGGGAUGGCUACCCAGCUUUAUUCGGCUGGGGCCGCACACAGUUGCGACAUUUUUGUUCCUGGAACAGCACAAGAAGAUAUACCGCAGGUUGCACAACAUGGACUAGAAACAGUUGCGAGGCGAUGCGUAGUCGCGAAUGUCCUAGGGGCGUAACAGCAUUGUAGUGGACCCUACAAAGGCCAAAGUCGGCAACCUAGAGGUGGCAUAGAGGCAAUAUAGAUCGGGAGGCAACAUAGAGGGAUUCCUAGACGAAUGCAUAGAGGGCUCGCAUGGAGUUGUGGGCUGAGUGUACAUAUUGCACCUAGCAUCGUUACUGUGAUGGAAGAAGCUGAG